Messenger RNA from Gracilinanus agilis (Agile Gracile Mouse Opossum), 1427 nucleotides. It is a transcript of the gene ERP29, whose product is annotated as endoplasmic reticulum protein 29. Gene Ontology annotation, cellular component: endoplasmic reticulum; endoplasmic reticulum lumen. The transcript has 3 exons. The record is from RefSeq and is a predicted model, not a curated record. The coding region runs from base 52 to 846 and encodes 264 amino acids. NCBI's taxonomy places the organism in Eukaryota, Metazoa, Chordata, Mammalia, Didelphimorphia, Didelphidae. Gene Ontology annotation, biological process: protein secretion.
CGGCGGCUUCUGCUGGUACCGGCGGCUGUUCUCGUGCAGGGGGCGUGCGUGAUGGCUGCGGCGGGGUCCGGCGGCGGCGGGUUCCCCGGCUGGGGGCGGGCGCUGCUGCUGCUACUGGUGCUGCUGCUGGGCUCCCCGCCGGCCAGCCGCGGCCUGCACACCAAGGGCGCGCUGCCCCUGGACACCGUCACCUUCUACAAGGUCAUCCCCAAGAGCAAAUACGUCCUGGUGAAGUUCGACACCCAGUACCCUUAUGGAGAGAAGCAGGACCAGUUCAAAGCUCUGGCUGAGAGCUUGGCCUCCAGUGAGGACCUCCUGAUCGGGGAGGUGGGGAUCUCAGAUUACGGUGACAAGCUGAACCUCGAACUCAGUGAGAAGUACAAGCUCAGCAAAGACAAAUACCCCAUCUUCUACCUCUUCCAGGAUGGGGACUUUGAGAACCCAGUGCUCUACCAGGGGCCGGUGAAGGUGGGCGCCAUCCAACGCUGGCUGAAGGGCCAGGGCAUCUACCUGGGCAUGCCUGGAUGCCUGCUGACCUAUGACACCCUGGCUGCCCAGUUUCUGAGCACUACAGGGGCAGAGGAACGCCGGGCCCUGAUAGAGCAAGGCCAGGCCGGCCUGGCCAAUGUCAAAGAAGCCGAGAAGAAGUGGGCCGAGCAGUACCUGAAGAUCAUGGGGAAGAUCCUGGACCAGGGGGAGGGCUUCGCGGCCGCAGAGACAGCCAGGCUCACGAAGCUCAUCGAGAAGAACAAGAUGAGCGAGGGGAAGAAGGGGGAGCUCCAGAAGACCCUGAACAUCCUCACGGCCUUUCAGAAGAAGGGAGCGGCGGGGAGAGAGGAGCUCUGAGGAGGAUCCUGGGCCCGGAAGAUCCCCCGGGGGCAGGGGAUGGGAACAGGAAGGACCCAGACACGCUCAAAUGCCUCCCCCUGCCCUCCAUGGUGACGCUGGGGAGAAGUCCUAAAAGAAGACUUGGUGCUAAGGCCUAAAAUAAAGCAUCUGCUGCUCGGGCCCCUCAGAGUGUGUUUCUCUUCAACCAUUCAGAGUCUCCAUGUUCUGGUUUGGAAGCCCCCCACCCACCACCAGCCCCUUCUCUCAGCAGAUGGAUUCCUCCUCCGGGGCUUUCCCUCUUCCUCUUGCUGUCUGGGGAUCCCCCAGACCCUCAGCUCCCAUUUCUGCCAUCCCCUCUCCCCUGCCCCUGCCUCUUGUAGCAAUUGAGAGCAACGGGCAUCCUCUUGGUUAGAAACGGGUCCCGAUCCACAGCCCGUCUUUCCCUCACUGGCCUGGGUGGGGCAUCCCUCGUUCUGUGGAGUGACCGAGGAGGAUGGGGUCAUCGUGGGAGCUCCUGAAACUGUGGGGAAGCCAAGAAUGGACCACACUGUUUUCUAUGAGCCAUUGCUGCAGAACAAUAUAUUUUCUCACUGCCUGAA